Molecule: messenger RNA, 219 nt
Organism: Pleurotus ostreatus (oyster mushroom)
Lineage: Eukaryota; Fungi; Basidiomycota; Agaricomycetes; Agaricales; Pleurotaceae
Exons: 4
Coding region: 1-219 (72 amino acids)
Molecular function (GO): DNA binding
Source: RefSeq, a predicted model, not a curated record
AUGGCCCCCAACCCGCAAUGCGCUGCCCUUGCGGCUGCCAAGGAGAAAAAAGGUUAUUCGUACGGAGAGAUCGCAAGCAAACUAGGCAAACCUGAGCAGCACGUCAUUGACGUUUGCACCGGAAAGGUGACACCGACCUCUGCCGAGUUCGAUGCCCUCGCUCGUGUUCUGGAUAUUACGGCUUCCGCACCUCACGAUGCAGCCCACGCUACCAAAUAA